Messenger RNA from Chaetomium fimeti, 1555 nucleotides. Its product is annotated as glycoside hydrolase superfamily. Gene Ontology annotation, biological process: carbohydrate metabolic process. The record is from RefSeq and is a predicted model, not a curated record. The transcript has 5 exons. Bases 74 to 1138 code for a protein of 354 amino acids. Gene Ontology annotation, molecular function: hydrolase activity, hydrolyzing O-glycosyl compounds. NCBI's taxonomy places the organism in Eukaryota, Fungi, Ascomycota, Sordariomycetes, Sordariales, Chaetomiaceae.
GGAGGGGGGCGAGGGGGAGAUUGAGGCGUGGACGGGGUUUGAGUUUCCGGGCAGGGAGGGGAGGUAUAGCGGGAUGAAGUGGAACAGCGAGCAUUUUACCGGGGUGGAUUACGAUUCUAAGACGGGCGACCAUGGGGUUUGGAAGUUGGAGGGGAAAGAAUGGGCUGAUGAUGUCGAUGAAGAGCUCGGGAACUACGACUUUCUUCUCUUUGCUGACAUCGACCACAAGCACCCCGAGGUCAAGGCGGAUCUGUUUCGAUGGGUUGAGUGGCUCCCCCAGCAGAUGGGAUUCGGGGGAUUGCGCGUCGAUGCCAUCAAGCACUACAGCUUCCGAUUCCUUAGGGACUUCGUGACCCACAUCAAGGAAAACGUGGACCCGGAUUGGUUCAUUGUGGGUGAGUACUGGCGUGAAGAUUCGGAAUUCCUCGCCAGAUUCAUCGAGUUCAUGGGCCACCAGAUAUCUUUAUUUGAUGUGCAACUGGUAUCAAACUUUAGCACGACUUCGGCCUUGGGGGAGAAAGGGGACCUGACCAAAGUGCUGGAUGAUUCCUUGACGUUGUGGAAGCCAGACCACGCCGUGACGUUUGUUGUGAAUCACGAUACGCAAGCAGGGCAAUCCCUAGAACUCCCGGUUGCACCCUUCUUCAUUCCUCUCGCCUACGCCCUCAUCCUCCUCCGAGCCAACUGUGGCCUUCCCUGCGUCUUCUACGCAGACCUGUUCGGUUCCGUCGGGCGGCACCCCGAACCAGGCCUCACCAACCUCAUCCCCCCAACUUCCGGAGGCCUCACCCUGCCCAAAAUGAUGAUGGCUCGCAAGCUCUGGGCGUAUGGUCCGCAAUAUGACUAUUUUGACGACCCGAACUGUGUGGGGUUCACGCGUCUGGGACAUCAUUCCAAGUCCGAUGGCGACGGCCUGGCUGUGGUCAUGACUAAUUCGUGGGAACACGCGACCAAGUCCAUGUUUGUGGGCCGGCACCAUGCAGGAGAGGUGUGGACGGACUUGCUCAAGUGGUGUCCAGGCCAGGUGGUUAUCAGCGGUGAUGGGUGGGGAGACUUCCCCGUCGGUCAUCGCAGUGUUGCCGUUUGGGUGGAUACUGAGGCCACUGGUAGGGAGGGAGUGGAUUCUCUCGUUUUGUGAGUGUGACCCCUGAGUAUCCUCAGACACGGCCCGGUACAUCUUUCCCGAUAAUCACCAUCUAACGGACAUAUGCAGUGACUUCGAUAUCUACGGCCGGGACCACAUCCAAGGUGCUACGCAAAAGGAAACUACACCAGACGAAACUUCGUAGGGAAGCACCUUAGAUGGCUUCGUUCGUUGUCGACGGACAGAUAAUUAUUGGUACGAAAAUAAAAGACGUACUCAUAAGACCUUCCCGCCUUUGUGAGGGUUUUACGUUGUAGAAUCAAGGGAACCUAGUGGGAAGAUCCGAUGUUAUGGCGGUAAACAAAUGUUCAUGUUGUGCCUAUUCGGGGUCCAUUUAGCUUUGAGUGUGCGCUUCUCGGACGGACAAACAAAUUGAUGAUGGCUUCUCUAUACGUCAUCGUCUGAUCGCGG